CGUCAUCCGAUCCGACGACGUAAGCUCGGAGUCGGAUUCGUGUGCAUCCCGAUUCUUGUCACCACGUCACUGUUAUCAGCAACAGUGCGAAGGGAUCGAGCUUGAAACAAGUCGCCAUGGAUAUUGAAGAGUUCCGCAUCCGCGGCAAGGAAAUGGUAGACUACAUCUGCGAGUUCAUGAGCGACAUUCAUACCAGGAGAGUCACGCCGGACAUCGGUCCCGGUUAUCUCAGGCCUCUCCUGCCGUCGGAGCCGCCGAAUGAUCCGGAGUCGUGGGAUGAAAUCAUGAAAGACGUAGAAUCAAAGAUCAUGCCGGGUAUCACGCAUUGGCAGCAUCCAAGAUUCCACGCCUACUUCCCAGCGGGAAAUUCCUUUCCUUCGAUCCUAGGUGAUAUGCUAUCCGACGCGAUAGGCUGCAUUGGAUUUUCUUGGGCGGCUAGUCCGGCCUGCACGGAAUUGGAGACGAUAGUCUGCGACUGGUUCGGCAAAGCUAUGGGAUUGCCGACGGACUUCCUGUACUUCAGCGAGGGCAGUAAAGGCGGAGGCGUUAUACAGGGCUCGGCAUCGGAAUGCAUUCUCGUAUGCAUGCUGGCCGCGCGGGCACAAGCAAUUGCAAGGCUCAAGGAAUCUCCCGCACAUGCACAUUUGGACGAGACCGCGCUGCUCGGCAAGCUGAUGGCAUAUUGCAGCCGGGAAAGUCAUAGCUCCGUCGAGAAGGACGCUAUGAUAUGCUUCGUCAAACUGCGUAUUCUCGAGCCCGACGAGAAGAGCGUACUUCGCGGAGAGACGUUGCGGCAAGCAAUCGAGAGUGAUACAGCCGAAGGCUAUGUUCCCUUUUUCGUCUCAACGACUCUCGGCACAACCGCCUGUUGUUCGUUCGACAAUCUUAGAGAAAUUGGUCCAGUUUGUAAAAAAUAUCCCGGGAUCUGGCUGCACGUUGACGCCGCUUACGCCGGAAAUGCUUUUAUCUGUCCAGAAUUAAAAUACCUGAUGGCCGGCAUCGAAUACGCCGAUUCCUUCAAUACUAACACCAACAAAUUCCUACUGACAAAUUUCGAUUGCUCCUGCCUUUGGGUUCGCGACAGAUUUAAGCUUACGAGCGCGCUUGUCGUAGACCCGUUGUAUCUCCAACACACGCAUGCGGAUACGGCUAUAGAUUAUCGACACUGGAGCAUAGCGCUGAGCAGACGAUUCCGCUCAUUAAAACUGUGGUUCGUAAUGAGGAGUUACGGAAUAUCUGGGCUGCAGGUCUACAUCCGAAAUCACGUGAAACUCGCUAAAAGAUUCGAAACACUUGUCAGAAAGGAUUCUAGAUUCGAAGUUUGCAAUGAUGUCGUGCUAGGCUUGGUGUGCUUCCGCGCUAAAGGCAGCGAUAAAUUGAAUCAGAAAUUAUUGAGCACUAUUAACGACUCGGGAAAGAUACAUAUGAUCCCGGCUCGAGUCAAUCAACGCUACACAAUACGUUUCGCACUCGCUGCGCCUAAUGCAACUGCCAGAGAUGUUGACGCAGCAUGGAGCAUUAUAACGGACUAUCUAGCCGAAUUGUUGGAGUUCAACGACGUAAUGGACGAGUUGGCGGAUAUUCGCGAGAAGAAGAGAAAGGCCACCUUGGAGCAAAGGAGGUCUUUCUUCGUGCGCAUGGUGUCUGAUCCUGCGAUUCAGCCAGGAUUCACAAAAACCCCGAACAGGACAGGAGCCAAGCUCGAUACGCAGGCAACGAUCGGCGGUAUCGGAUCGAAUACUCAAUCCGGCGUGAAAUCUUGGAUAUCCUGGCCGCUCGCGUAUCUCAUGCAGGCGAAAGAAGCUGCUGAUACAAGUGAAUUGUCGCUCAGGUUUCGCCAUUUGGACACCAUGGUGCGUCUGAAAGCCGGCGGUACCGGCAGCCGCCGCGGUAGCAGCAACGGCUGCAGUCCGGAGCCAUCUCCGUCCGCUUCGCCGUCGCGCGGCAGGUCGCCCAAUGGCCGGGCGUAAUCGCGUUACAUCGAUUCUUUUUUUUCUUUUCUUGGCGCAAUCUCUUUCCGAGGAGUCCUCUGAUAAUGACAAUCGCGACGGAUGACUCCUUGCGCUCCGAAAUGCACCCCAUUGCGUGCUCCAAGAAAGCAAAUCAAGGAGAAUUCGCUAGCUAUCACUUCACGUUCGAGAAUUGAUACUGCCGAUCUCGAUAUGCAAGCCCAUCUUAGCUCAACUUAUAAUUUGGCAAAUAAUUCUUUAUAUUUAUA
Molecule: messenger RNA, 2218 nt
Organism: Linepithema humile (Argentine ant)
Lineage: Eukaryota; Metazoa; Arthropoda; Insecta; Hymenoptera; Formicidae
Product: aromatic-L-amino-acid decarboxylase-like
Biological process (GO): amino acid metabolic process
Cellular component (GO): cytoplasm
Molecular function (GO): carboxy-lyase activity; pyridoxal phosphate binding
Source: RefSeq, a predicted model, not a curated record